Messenger RNA from Cygnus atratus (black swan), 5869 nucleotides. RefSeq names its product leucine rich repeats and calponin homology domain containing 3 (gene LRCH3). Gene Ontology annotation, molecular function: protein binding. The record is from RefSeq and is a predicted model, not a curated record. Bases 20 to 2383 code for a protein of 787 amino acids. NCBI's taxonomy places the organism in Eukaryota, Metazoa, Chordata, Aves, Anseriformes, Anatidae. The transcript is spliced from 21 exons.
GCCGGGGGGCGCUCCGCGCAUGCGCAGCGCGGCACGAAGCCGGAGCGGCGGCGACGGGGAAAUGGCGGCCGCGGGGCUGGCGGCGCCGGAGGGCGGCUCCGCCGUGAUGCCGCUGGGCGCCGCGGUGGCGACGGCGGCGGCGGUCUGUCCUCCUCCGGCGGGCCCCGGCUCGUGGAGCCGUUCCUUGGACCGAGCUCUGGAAGAAGCGGCGGCCAGCGGCACGCUCAGCUUGAGCGGCAGGAAGCUCCGCGACUACCCGCGGGCCAGCGCCGCCAACCACGACCUCAGCGACACCACCCAGGCCGAUUUGUCACGGAACAGACUGUCAGAGCUUCCAGCAGAAGCAUGUCACUUUGUCUCCCUUGAGAGCCUUAAUGUGUACCAGAACUGCAUUCGAUAUAUCCCAGAGGCUGUUUUGAACUUACAGUCUUUAACAUUUCUAAAUAUCAGCCGAAACCAGCUUUCAACGUUGCCAGUGCACCUCUGUAGUCUACCACUAAAAGUUUUGAUAGCAAGUAAUAAUAAAUUGGUUUCAAUACCUGAAGAAAUAGGACAGCUCAGACAGCUGACAGAGCUUGAUGUGAGCUGUAAUGAAAUACAAACAAUACCUCCGCAGAUUGGCAAUUUGGAAUCCUUACGGGACCUAAAUGUCAGAAGAAAUCAUCUGGUGCGUUUACCUGAAGAGCUCGCCGAGUUGCCUUUGAUUCGGUUAGAUUUCUCCUGCAAUAAAAUAACAACAAUCCCAGUUUGUUAUAGGAACCUCAGACAUCUGCAAACCAUCAUGUUAGAGAACAACCCUCUCCAGUCACCCCCUGCACAGAUAUGUAUAAAAGGAAAAAUCCACAUAUUUAAAUACCUGAAUAUAGAAGCAUGCAAGAUAGCUCCAGACUUGCCCGAUUAUGAUAGGAGACCCAUGGGAUUUGGAUCUUGCCAUGAGGAACUUUAUUCCAGUCGUCCAUAUGGAGCACUUGAUUCUGGCUUCAACAGUGUGGACAGUGGAGACAAAAGAUGGUCAGGGAAUGAACCAACAGAUGAGUUUUCAGACCUCCCUUUACGUGUGGCAGAAAUCACUAAAGAACAGAGACUGCGAAGAGAAAGUCAGUAUCAAGAAAACCGGGGGAGCACAGUUGUAACUAACGGUGGAGUGGAACAUGAUCUCGAUCAGAUCGACUAUAUUGAUAGCUGUGCCACAGAAGAGGAGGAGGAAGAGGUGAGGCAACCCAAGUGCAUGGACUCAGACAGCCUCAGCUCACAAUUCAUGGCAUAUAUUGACCAGCGGCGAAUCUCUAAUGAGGGCUCCCCAGUAAAGCCUGUAUCCCUAAGAGAAUUUCAAAAAACGGAAAACAGAUACUUACACCAAAAUAGGGAUACUGAUGAAUUACGAAGACCUGAAACUCUAAAUUUGGUGCAGGACAGAGAGCAUCACCAAGUACUAAGGAGUUAUGCGGACAGGACAGAGAGGCCCCCAGCUGAUUCACCGUAUUUUCUCUCUCUAUCAAGUCACCACAGUCAGGUGCCCAAUACAGAUCCCGAGCUGCACCGCAGGCACAUAGAGCGUACCCGUCGAGAGGCACAGCUAGCAGCACUUCAGUACGAGGAGGAAAGGAUGAGAACGAAACAGAUCCAGAGAGAAGCUGUUCUUGACUUUGUUAAACAAAAAGCAUCUUUAAGUACCCAGAAGCAAAGUCCUUUGGAUAGUGAGUGUCCCUUUCCAUCCAGAAGGUCUCAGCAUACUGAUGAUAGUGCCUUGUUAGUGAGUGAUGACAGAUCUACCAUCUCUCCUGGCUCACCUACCACACAGACAGUCCACCUUUCCCCUCCAUAUCCUGGUCAUGCAGCCCCGCCUUCCUAUAGAAACCCUUCCCAGCGACCUGAGAGUUUCCUUUUCCGAACAGCUGUCAGGGAUGAAGCAAACAAAGUGGUUACUUCACCUUCUACACACGCCUUGUCUCCCGUUAAUGACUGUGCAGACCCCAGAGUCAGACAAAACUCCAAACAGCGUGAAGAGGAGCUGGAGCUAAUAGAGCAGCUCCGUAAGAAUAUUGAAUCACGAUUGAAAGUGUCACUGCCCAGUGAUCUUGGAGCAGCUCUCACCGAUGGUGUUGUUCUGUGCCAUUUAGCUAAUCAUGUGCGUCCUCGGUCUGUUCCCAGCAUUCAUGUCCCCUCACCUGCUGUUCCUAAACUUACGAUGGCAAAAUGCAGACGAAACGUGGAGAAUUUCUUGGAAGCUUGCAGAAGGAUUGGAGUACCUCAGGAGCAAUUAUGUUUGCCUCUGCAUAUUUUAGAAGAGAAAGGUUUGACACAGGUAGCUGUGACUGUGCAGGCGCUCCUGGAGCUGGCACCCCCAAAGCAGCAGCAGCUUCACCACCUGUCUGCUGUGUAAAGACCUCCGGGACCUUUUGGGUUACCUUGGCUAAGCAGAAGGACGUCAAGACUUUACUGCCCAUGCAGUGCAUCCACACACACAGAGCUCUGUCCUAAGGAAAGGAGUUCCCGUGAUUCCUGACAGGAAUGUUUUGCUUCGUUUCUCCAUUUUUUUUGGAGAUCACAACAGUUUCCAAUAACGUUUUUAUUAUUGAUAUUUUUGCCCCCUACUGGGAAAAAAAAAAAAGUUUGUUGUGAGGAGGGCAGGGACUUGCAGUGGCUAGCUGUUGGAGCCAGCUGUAGAAACUGACCUUGUAGUUUGAAGACAUUGGUGUACGCAGUUUGGAAAGCUGUUCCUACAGGAAUUUAUUUGUUUAAAAAAAAAAAAAAAAGGAUGUUGCUGGAGUGGGCACAAGGGGAAUGAAAUUUCAUUCCUUCCUCCUGGGAUUCAAAGAAAGGGAGUUUCUUUGCCUCCAGAGAACAUCUCUUUCCAUUAUAUAAACAUAUAUAUUUAAAAUAUAUAUAUAUAUUGCAACACAAUCUUAACCUGCACAGUGUUUCAUAAGAAUCAAACCUUGUGCAGCUUUCACCUAUGUUGGCAUGUCCUCGUUACUUAAUAUUUGAAGGGGGAUUUUUUUUUUUCUCCAAAGGAAAAAGUAAUGCAUGUUUUCUCCACAAGAAAUACUUUAGUAAUAAAAAAAAAAAAUCAGAGCUACUUAAAUCUCCCCUCCUGGUCAGGUAAGGAUGCAUUUGGUUACUCAGUAUUUUUUUCAAAUGAAUGUCAAGAAUCACGUACAUGUUUUCACUGCAGCGCGAAGAAUUACAGCCUGCCGUGCAGGUCAUUAGAAAUCCAUUAUCAAAUAAUACAUUCAGAAGGGGCUGGAGCAUCCCAUGCAGACAUGCCAGCACUGGUGAGUGUCCCAGCCACUGAGAAAUUCACUGUUUUUAAGAACAGAGUUAAGGAAUUUCCACCAGUGGGCUGCAUAUCAUUAACACAGCAAUCCUGCAGAAGGUAGCUUCUACAUGUGGGUUUGACAGGACUUACAAGCCUUUAUCAUAGUAUUCACACAGAUGCACUGGUUUACAAAACUACCAUUGCUUUUUUCCUCUUUCUUUAACAAGAAAAUGGAAAUUCAAUAUACAGGAAUGGGAGAGGCAGCAGGCAAGUUUUGGGUUUUGCUUGAAAGCUGACCUGCAGAACAAAGACCAGCUCUGUGCUUUAGGCGCAGUGACAAGGCCAAGCUUGACCAGAUCAGUCACAACACAUUUUUUCCCCCAAAAAACGACCUUGUAAAAUCCAGUUCUCCACCUAUGCAGUUCUUUUGCUGGUUCCUGACCCAUUUAAAGCAUGCCAGAACAGCGUGCUACUACCGUGUUGCAUGGGGUCUGGGACCAACAUCAGGCAUUGGAGGUACAUCUGAAGCAGAAUACACCGAGAGGAUUGCAUGGGGACAAAAGAAGGAGAAGAACUGGGAAGUGGCUAGCUAAAAGCCAGUUUUGCUGAAGUAAACCUGCCAUAGGAACACUGACAAAGAAUGUUAGCUGGAUUUUUCCCCUUUAGAUUUGCAGUUUCUUUCCACCUUUUUGCUUCAUGUUUGCUUUCAGGACUCAUGGUGAGUGUUGUAUCCCUGGUUCACACAGUGACUCCAGUUGCUUCUUACUGGCAUUGGCUGAUCAUGGUGCAAGUUAAGCACGUGUGAAGGGUAUUUCAAACUGCACAGCUGAAAAAAAAACCUUUUCAUGCUAACUAGCGUGUUGCCCCGAGCUCUGCGAGAAAUGCAAAUGCCAAUAACUUGCAACGUGUAGAGAAGAGAGCAGUCCCAUGCAGACCUGCUUUCCUCCUCACGUAGCUCUUGUGUUUCCCCUAAUUCCACUUGCAAGGCCUGUUGGUGAUUCGUGAACGGUUACGUAAGUGUCAGAAGUCUCUGCUGUAGUUUGUUGUGCGGAUGAUCGUGCCGCUCACAGCAAGCAGCACAGCCCACAAAUGUUUCUUGUGUCUUCGUCUCUCAAGUAAUUUGAAAGAGGGGGACACUGCAUUCAUCUUAGUUUUCAACAUUAGGUCAUUUGUAUCCUACGGAGGCACGUUACAUUUUAACAGCGCACCCUUCAUAGGUUAUUUAAAUGGUCCUGUUUGAAGACAACUGUUCCUGUCAGGGGAUUGUGAGAGGGUGCGUUGUUUGCUUCAGUCCAGCUUCCAGCACUUAGAGAAAAUAAAACUUAACAGUAUUCAGGUUGGUGGAAGCUUGACAUUUCAUUAAUAGUAGGUUUUAGGAAUUAAUGGGGUGGGGAGUUGAGUCUGAACUGCAAGAAACAGCCGCUUUUUAUUGUCUGGUUAAAACAAUCACUCACAUAUACAGGCAGUAAGUGCAUGCACACAGCAGCUGAAUUCAUGUGAAAAGCAGUGUUUGCAUGACGGGGAUGGUUGUAUGUAUGUCCGAGUAUCACUUACGUUGUUAGAAGCAGCAGUUCGCUCUGCCGGUUUCAGAUGUAUUUGGUCAUGUUAGUUUAACCCUUAUAGUCUUGUGUUUUCAUGCCGGCAAACACUAAAUGUUGACCAGAUGUUUAGGACAAAAAUCCAGACCUGAAGUUUCAUUGUAGGGCUUAUUUAAUGUAUUAUACCAAAAAAAAAAAAAAAAAAAAACUGCAGUUUCAUUUUACAAAAUAGGUUGGGAGAUUUUUUUUAGUGUAUUUAUGUGCAAUUUUUGUUGUGUCCAGUGAAAAGAACAUUUUAAAGAAACUGUAUAAAAUUAUAUUUUGUGUUAAAGAGGCAAUUGUUUUUUCCUUUCUGGGGCAUUUGUGUUGGAGGAUGUGGGAGGAAUCCAGCUGAGUGUUUCGUGCUUGCCGGUGUCCGUAUACUGACCCCAUUGUUCCACCAUCCUCCCUCAAACGGUGUCGAGCACUGAGCAGCAUUUGAGGCUCAGCAGCGUCACAGACUUGAAAUCAAGUGGCACUGGCACUCAGGAGUCCCUGAUGGCAUUGAAACGAUCAGGUCAAAGCAACUGGGAUUUGAUUCUUCCCCCUUGUGAAGGGGGGGAGCUUUGGUGGCCUGUUUAAAAUAGAUCAGAGAGAAUUUUUUACAGCACCGAGAACUCCUCUGUUGUUCUUGGUAGUGACACAACAGCAAAUGGUAUUUUUAUCCUUUUAUAGCUAUAAGAGGUCCUUUGAAAAAAUGUUUUAGAAACAGGACUUUUACGGUGAAUUUGGACAUUAAAAAAUUCUUUUGUAUAAAUAUUGUGAUGUUUUACAAAGCAAUCUAAUUUUGUUAUUUCUGAAAACAGUGUAAACGUGUAAUUAAUAGAGUAAAGGAUUUUAAAGCUUCAUCCCAUGCUGUAUGUCUGUAAAUACAUUCCAUAAUUUCUAAGUCUGUUAAGUAUAAAUAUGUUUGAAUAUUGUACACUUUAUUUUAAAUUGCCUGUAUUCUGCCAGUAGUGUGAACUUCUAGCACAUUAAUAAUAUAAAAGAAAACCAUGGGUAAUUUGAAAUAAAGUUUUAAGACUUACAUGAA